AUGUCAGCGCUGGAGCUGAAACGCCCGGCGCUUCCAACGGGCGAAGAGGAACCCGACGCAAAAACGUCCUCGAUCGCCAACACCCUAGCCGACGCGGAUACCGCCCUCUUCCACGCGCAUCGAGCCGCCCACACAAAAUUUGUUGUCCACAACGCAUGCCCGAGAUUCGAGCUCUCCAACGUGGUCAAGCAAGCAUGGAACAUGCGAAACGAACACCCACUGGUCCAAGAACUCACUCGACUCCCAGAUCAGGUCGAUGCCCAAAAUGAAGUCGUUCAUUUCGUAUCGACUGGCGAAAUGAUUGCACGCUAUGUUCUUCACUACAAAAUCGCAUGGACUUUGCACAAGAUCAGCAGUGCAGAAAGGAUAAUUCGGCAGGAGAAGUAUACUAUUGUCUACGCCGUUUCGGAUGCUCAGCUUCUUCUGCUGAUGGAGCAUUUGCGGUUGCCAGUAAGUUUCAACAACAGCUGACCAUGAAAACGAAGCCGCUGACCUAACCCUACCAGGCCCAGAGCUUCGACGUGCAGACCCGAGCACGAAUCGACCAGAAGGGCAAGAGACAUCUCAAAUCAAUCUACAUCUACAAGGUCAUGGAAGAAGCCAUUGCGCUAGCGUAUCAGAGCCUGACGGGCCCUUGUGCCAUUUUUCAGGUUCGCAAGUGGUGCACGGAUGAGAAGAGAGACAAGCCCUACAUGGCUUUUGCUUUCUUCGAGGAGUUGGCCAUCGAUGCACAGGUCAAAUUCACGAUCAAGAUACUGUAUCAAGAGAUGAGCUACUUUCAAGUCCUGCCUGCUGAGGGUCUGGUUCGGGCUUGA
Lecanosticta acicola is the source of this 815-nucleotide messenger RNA. Lineage: Eukaryota; Fungi; Ascomycota; Dothideomycetes; Mycosphaerellales; Mycosphaerellaceae. The record is from the annotation of a GenBank genome assembly.